AUGCAGCUGCCCGGGUUUGAUAGGUUUGACGAGUCGGUCAUGUUUGAUCUGCUCGAGCUCUACGGCGUGGAAAUGACGGACUUCCGCAGCCUGCCGGAUUUGACUUGGUUUCACGGCAGAUGGCCCAUAGAACGUUUUACGCCGGACAAGGUGCUUCAGGUUACGAAGCAGGUGGCGAGGUUGUUGGUGCUCGGCGCCGGCGUGGCGAACUCCGGGCUGUCCGCCGCCGGUCAGACAUCCAUCCCCGGUUCUGUAGUUGAUCUCCCGGGUGAGGUCGCCAUGUUCGUUCGUUGACGAGGCCACCGAGGUACAGGAAAUCGGUCGUCUGGGCGUAAAUCUGUCCUGCGGCUUCGAUGGACAGCCGUCGAGGCGGGGGGGGGCUAUGGUGUUGUAGUCGGCUUGUCCUUCGCGCGCAUCAAUCAGGAGGAGCGUCUCCGUCUGUCUUCUUCUCCCACACCGUUAGCCCGAACUCCCCGAACACCUCAACGAUGAUAGUCAUCGUACUCGCCAGUCUUUCUGCAGACCUCGAUACGACGCCAGCAUGAUCGGCAUACAGCAUCCCCCAUACUGCCCUCCGUACUCAGUCAAGGGGUGUCUCCUCCCCCCCCCGGGGUUCCGUCUUCCCCUCCUCCAAGCACACCAGGCUCCUCCGUAGAACAAUGUUAUGGAGGAACAAGGAAAUAAAAGGGAAUGGAGCGGGUUCGCUGCUCCUUGCUGGCUCACUGACAGUUGUUGCUGGAUUUCAUGUUUUAUCUUCUUCAUACCUAGCCCGCGUUCCGCGCUUACAAGUCGAGAGUGAGGACGGGGGCUAUAAUCUUAGUCACAGCAACCCACAACGAAAUACAAAAUAUCCAUAUAUAUCCUGAUGUCACCUGUACUGACAGCGAGUAGCAGGCAUCACCCGCAUCAUGUAAGCAUGCAUGUGCAGGCAGCAUCCACGGCCGCCGGUCCAAUCUCCUGGCUCUGCUCUGGGCGUAGUUUAGUCGGCCUACGUCUCUGGCCACGGCCAAAAUAAUAGUUCAUUGUUGCGGUGAGACCACCGCCAUGGGUCAUGAUGUAUGGCCAGCAACAACGCUGAGCAGGUGUUAGGGAAACACUCCGUGACAGAUUCCUUUCUCGUCUGCGUCCUGUCAUUGAGAGGAGUUGCAAACAGAACGCGCAGCUCCGGAAAGCAAAACAUUGUCACAUUCGACCACUGUCAAUCGGCCACUCGGCAGCAUUUGUGGCCGCCGAUGUGGGCCACAGUCUGUCGGUUAAGCGGCCAUUCGGCAACAUUCCAUCUCCAGGGCUGAGCUCGAGGUGUUCCCACAGAAACACCGGGGUUGAGCUCGAGCUGUUCCAACAGAAACACCAGGGUUGAGCUCGAGGUGUUCCAACAGAAACACCAGGGUUGAGCUCGAGGUGUUCCAACAGAAACACCCCGCGCCAGAAUGUUUUGCUCUCCAUGUCUCCGAUUUCCAGGCAAGAAAUAGAUCAUUUCUUUCUAGACUUACGUUGCCGAUUGCGCCAAUGCGCAACCACGGAUGACAGCAGAUAUAUGUGGCACAAUGUCACGCCAGCUAAGGGGCCGGUUGGCAGCUCACCGUCACCAUGUGGACGGGUAGGCACGCAUGACAGAUGCCAAGGCUGUUCCCUCGACCUCGAGGUCUGCACAGAAAACACACACCCGCGGCCGGUUUAUUGUUCGAUCGAUUCCCCUGUUGAAGCAAAAAGCAGGCGGUGAGACAGAUUGCACAAAAUUGUACAACCUACCACGUACAGAACAUGCUGGAUGGAGUGUAGCAGACAGCAACAUGCUACGGCAGGCCAUCAAGCACGGGGCUUGCCACCGAAGGGAUAGGAAGGAAAGGUAGUCUGUACGCACGAGCAAGGGUCACGUGAUCGCAAUCAAGGUAGCAUGUGAUCGAUAAUUCGGGUGGCUCAGUUGUGUGCGAUGGGAGUGUAGAGCAGCUCGGCCAUGACGGGCCGUAGGGGUAGGUAAAGUCGUACAGACGUGUUGUAUCCGUGUUGUCGUGUUGUAUUAAUCGGGGGCGUGCUCGUGCUCGUCAAACCAUCACGGUAUCGAGUCACGCCUUCAUGCUUUCUCACACAAUGAAUCUCUCUGAAUCCUCACCAAAAGCCUCUCACAACCAAGGAAAAUAUGUAGAAAGUUCCUGUUCUUCCGCAUCUCAUCAUUGCAAUAUUCGUACGUACGUACAUAACAUCUCAACCAUCAUACUAUGCUACGAGUAUAUCGAAUAGCCCCCCUGCUCGUAUGCAUCGUCAUACUCCGGCAAAAUAUAAAAGUCAUCCUUUCAUACCAGUUCAUCCCAAAACACAAUCAAAACCAAUAAAACGAAAAUACUUCAAACACGACAAAAGUAUCCAAAUAGCAUACCAACACACGCCUAUCACUCUCGAGACUCGCUCUCUUCCGAAAAUUCUCAACUCAAACUCUUUCAUCUAGAAAAAUAUGACGAACGCCGUUCGUUCGAAGACGCCUUUCCUUUCACCACCAAUUCGUCACAAUAUCUCGGGGCGUCUCUAAAUCCGCCUAGCUAGACAUCCUACCAUUACCAAGAUGUAUGCAAUCCUAAGACAAAUUAUUCCAUUAAUCCACCAAACCUUCGUCCGCAGGUAAAACGCGAAGAAGUAAUAUCUCCCUGAAAUACUCAAAAUAUAUCAUGAAUGUUCGGUGAAGAAAUGUCAGCAACGCCAUUUCGUUUGAAAGAAUAUAACGUGCCCCCCUGCUCCGAGGAUCCGCCCCCCUGCUUUGUGAAGGGGUCGGAGUCAAGCCGAAAAACAAUACGAGAGGUGCCGAAAAUCAUAACAGUACUUCUGAUCCUCUCAUCCACACUUCAAUCAGAUCUGAAAAACCAAACCCAAGCUCAAAUCAAACAAAACAAACGCCAAAUCUCAAACUAACUCAAAUUCAAGAUGAACCUCAAUGCGCCUACUUUUCCAGCCAUAAACCCCAGCGCAUUGGACCACUGCCCCUGCCAUUGUUUCUCCCCCGUGGAUUUUCGCUCGCCUCCGCCGCGGUCGCCUUCUGUGCUCUUCGUCCGGCUGGCCGCGGCUGGAGCAUCGUCAGCAAAUCGUCCGCCUUCGUUGGGGGAGACCACAAUUGUCGCUCCAGAAGGAUUGACUCGGCAGCGGUGGAGGGCAGGUCGCGCGUUCGGAAGGGAAGAUGGUGGCACAAUCAGUUCCUUAUAAAACAGCACUCCUGAGGAGAAUCACAUUCCACAACACUCCCCCCGGUUCUGCACAGGGGUGACUGCUGUACCAAAACAAAAUAAAAUACAGUUGGACAUCCAAAAUUUCUCUUCUGCUCACGCCGUGAAACUUCAAAGUUCGUGUUGUGCCACCGAAAUGGUCUUGAGUGAUCUCUUCGGAGGAACGCAUUUGGUGGAUCUUGCUCCGCGUCAUGCUGAGUACUGCCUCUUAUUGCUGUCCUCUACGAUCUAGUCGGGAAUUUAGUUUCUGGGUCAACCUCGCUUCUUGGCUGAGUGAUGCCUCGGACUAUUUUUCUCUGCGAUCUAGUCGGAAAACGUCAGUCUUGGGUCAAGUCUCGCUUUUCGCCGAGGUCCUGCCACGCAUAUUGCUGUUCUCUCCAGCGAAAUUCUACCCAACAUCUCCUACAAACUUGCCAUGAAAUCCUACGUGCUUGCGUCAAGAAUUCUGACUGUCUUUCACAUGCGUAAUAUGUCCACGCUUUGCUGUUGUGUCGGUGGUGACGUGGUAGUCCCACAAACAAAGUUACGCAUCAUUCUUUUUUUUUUUUACUACCGUACUGCUUUUGGUGUGAUAAAAGCCCCUCAUACUCUUUUCGUUGCACGAUUGGCAACUAAACUCUUGGAAGCAUAACAUCCCCUCAUACGUGCUGUUGGUGGCUUGAUAACCCCUCACACGUUCAGUUAUCUCGUUCGGGACAACCGUACUCUCUCUUUCAUCCCAACAUCACACAUUUCGCAGAAUUCCGAACACAGGAAACGGUUCAGACACAAGACAAGACAAAAAAAACUUUCGGAACACAAAACAAGGCCAUAUUCGUCUUCGGACAGAGGACAUGAUCAUUUCAUUACGUGCCUGAGCGGGUCUGGGACCCUAGUAGCGGAAGUGGUGCUGCUGUAAUGCGCUGAGCCGCCCCUCGGGGGCUCGCGCAAUGGUCAGGGGGAUGUCGUCCGCGGGCGUGGUCGAUGGUUCUAGGCGCGCUCCGUGCUGCUGGCCUACCUCGUACUCUUCGCUCUCUCGCAUGACUUUUAUCUAACCCUCUCCUGCUUUCACCUUGCAGCUGACGUCCGGACUCCUGUUGACUUCGUCUGCUUCAAACCGCGCGCUCUUGUCGACGCUGCGGGAGCUAUCUUGUUCUUCGAUCCUGGCGUCCUCCGCUGCUCGGCGGGCCUCCGCUGCUUAGCGGGCCUCCGCUGCUUGGCGGGCUCCAUCUUCGCGCCUGGUAGCCAUCUUGACCCUGCUCUCGAUCGCCGCAAAGCGAUACUCCUAAACCAAGCUCGACCGCGAAUCUCGUAGACGACGUGUCAUCGCUAGCGUGAUCGAUAAUUCGGGUGGCUCAGUUGUGUGCGAUGGGAGUGUAGAGCAGCUCGGCCAUGACGGGCCGUAGGGGUAGGUAAAGUCGUACAGACGUGUUGUAUCCGUGUUGUCGUGUUGUA
Molecule: messenger RNA, 4646 nt
Organism: Ectocarpus sp. CCAP 1310/34
Lineage: Eukaryota; Phaeophyceae; Ectocarpales; Ectocarpaceae
Source: the annotation of a GenBank genome assembly